Molecule: messenger RNA, 1053 nt
Organism: Rodentolepis nana
Lineage: Eukaryota; Metazoa; Platyhelminthes; Cestoda; Cyclophyllidea; Hymenolepididae
Source: the annotation of a GenBank genome assembly
AUGACUGCUGAAGUAGCUCAACCUACUGCGGAACAUCAAGCCGUUGUCGAAAAGAAGAAUUUCGAUAUUCUUAACAUCCUUGCUGAGAAGGUUUCUGGAACUGUAAAAUGGUUCAGCAUAAACCGCCAUUACGGUUUCAUUCAACGCGAUGACAAUAAGGAAGAUGUUUUUGUUCAUCGAACUGCCAUCACUGCCUCGAAACUCCGUUACCCUAAUCUCAAAAAUGGGGAAAGUGUUGAAUUCAAUGUUGUCGAGACUCCAAGUGGCAUUAAUGCUGCUUCAGUUACCGGUCCUAAUGGCCAAAAUGUCCAGGGCAUCCGUUUCUUUCGUCGUCGUUACAGGUCGUCUCAAGCUAACGGUGGGGACGGUCAUUCGAGCAUGAAUGGUGGUGCUUCCCAAGCCAGUGGUGAUGUUGAGGGAAGUCGAUUUGGGCGUGGUGGUAGUAGAAUGCGUCGUGGUCGCCGAAAUUACCGUGGUCCUAGCCAAAAUGGCGAUGGUGGUGAGUUUGGCAACACGGAGGCAGGUGAACAAACCGGUGAAGGUGAGGGCAAUUCUCGUCCACCCCGGCAACAGCGUCAACGUCGUUACCGUGGUGGUCGCGGUGGUGGCCGUCCACGUUCCACCAGCACUAGACAAGCUGGAGCAACUAAUGUAGAGGGUGAAGAAAGCGAUGCUGGUGCCGAAGAAUUUCGGCCGCCAGCUCGUCGAGGUGGACGUGGUGGCCGUCGUGGAGGUGGCAGAUUCCGCCGCGGUGCUGCACGAAACGGUGGUGGACCACAAAGGGGUGACGGUGGUGAAGGAGCUGAUGAAAAUAAUGUUCACUGUGCUCUAGUUGCUCAUGGCACGAAAAUCGAAGCAAAACAGCUUGAAGGGAAUUCAUCUUCAGCUCCUGAACAAACCAAAUUGAAUGAAGUGACUCAAUCUUCAGCGGACAAUUUGGAGUCCAAAAUGGAACAUUUGUCAUUGAAUGAGAAACAAUCGGGAAACAUGGAAGGAACAAACGGUGAAGAAGCCUCAGUUAAGGCUGUUGCUGCUGAAGGUAGCAGCGAAUAA